AUGCCGGAGGCUCCGCAAGUCACUUGGCUCCAGCUUGCGGUGCCAGAGCGCGCAGCAUGGGAGCAGGUGCCGCAGAAAUGUGCUUCCACGGCCCUUGAGUCAGCGGUGCAGCAAGCGUCGCCCGAUGAUUUGAGAGCGACACUGAAGGACCUUCCACCCGGCGACCGAGCCAAGCUGCAAAAGGUGUUGGCGGCAAUGCCUAGAGGCGACGUCGCUGCCGGUCCGGUGGACUGCAGCGGUAUCACAGUAGUUGCCAAGGAUGCCCUAGGCUUGAAGCCCCAGCCGGCGCGGCCGAAGUUCGCCGGGGCGCUGGCCCAGAUCUUCGUGCGCUCCGCGCCGUUUGGAGGAUCAGACAAAAGCUCCAAUGGACACCGGUAUGACUCCGUGCCCUUUGCGAAUGGCAUGAUUGAUGCCGGCAUGAGCUGCCAGCUCAUUCACUAUACGCACGAGGAGCACGACAAAUUCUUUGAGCUUUGCAAAAAGUUCAAUUUUAUCAUCGUCAGAUGUAACCCGGGCCAGAUCAAGGCAGAUGGAGGUGAUCAACAGAAGUUCGAUGAUGGGAUGCGCAGCAUCAGGAAACUGGGCAUCCAAGUUUGGCCGUCUCCUGAUGUGAUGGAGAAGAUGGGCGCCAAGGACGCUUUGUGCAAGGUGGCGCACAUGAGCAUUGGCCUGCCGGACACCCUGGCGUAUUACAGUGCCGAGGAGUUUGCUGCGGGGUUUAAGAAGACCAUGGCCUUCCAGCCCCGCGUCAUCAAGCAGAACCGGGGCUCCUCAGGCGAGGGCAUCUGGAUCGUCAAGCUGAAGGACUCCAAGUACUGCGCGGAGUACGGCCAGCGCUGUGUGGAGGAUACGGAGGUGUUGAGCCUUAUGGAGGCCAAUGACAACCAUGAGGAGGAGCACACGGUGGCGGAGUUCCUGGAGUUCUGCGCCUUCGGGCGCACGGCCAAGUCGGGUUUGUGGAGCUCCAAGGGCGUGGGGAAGUACCUGGAGGGCGGCAAAGCCGCGGGCGGGCAGCUGGUGGACCAGCGCUUUUGCCCCCGCAUUGUCGAAGGCGAGCUUCGAUACAAUUUGAUCGUGGACGCCUUGGUGGGGAUCAUCCACAAGAAGCCCAAGGAGGGUGGCAUUUCAGCUGUCGGAGGUACCGGCUCUGUGUACACUUACUAUGGUCCAGAGGAGGCAAAGUUUUCCUCAUUGACCAACAAUUUCCUGAACAAGGACCUGCCCCUGGUGAUGCCGGCCUUGGAUCUUCCCGAGGAGCCAGUGCCGCUAUGGUGGACCACCGACUUCAUUAACUCCUCCCCGGAAGGCACCAGUGCGGAGGACGAGAAGUGGAUCGUCGGGGAGUUCAACUGCUCCUGCGUGGGCAUCUCCCGGUGCCUUGCUGCCUACUGCAAGGAGGAUACCCCCAACGCGAGCUACCAAGACAUCUCCCCGGAGGAUAAGGCAGAAGCUGAGAGAUACGGCCAGCUGAUGGGAGAAAAGGCGCUAAAAAUUCUGAGCAAGUAG
Messenger RNA from Effrenium voratum, 1506 nucleotides. The record is from the annotation of a GenBank genome assembly. Lineage: Eukaryota; Dinophyceae; Suessiales; Symbiodiniaceae.